AAAUGAAGCUCAGCACAUUUCUCUCUGCUCUGGGAGCUCUUCCCCAGCUGAUCUCGGCUGCCCCGAAUGCAGUCGCUAACAAACCCAGGCAGUCCUCGGACGACCGGCUUGUCUUUGCUCACUUCAUGAUUGGAAUCGUCAGCAACCGCAAUUCCGCAGCCGACUACGACGAUGAUAUGAAACGUGCCAAGUCUCUCGGAAUCGAUGCUUUCGCGUUGAACAUCGGGGUUGAUCCCUACACCGACCAGCAACUCAAUCUCGCCUAUCAGUCCGCUGCCAACAAUGACAUGAAAGUCUUCAUAUCGUUCGAUUUCAACUGGUAUAACACCGGCCAAGGAUACCAGGUUGGGCAGAAGAUCGCCCAAUACGCGAACCUCCCAGCGCAGCUUAAGGUCGACGGCAAAGUCUUUGUCUCCUCGUUUGCAGGGGACGGUCUUGAUAUCGCGGCGAUGCGUCAGGCCGCCGGACAGGACAUCUACUGGGCUCCAAACUACCAUCCAGAGUACGGCACUAACCUGGAUGGUGUCGAUGGCUUGCUCAAUUGGAUGGCUUGGCCUAAUGAUGGCAACAACAAGGCACCGCGUCCUGGAGCCUCCGUUUCGGUGGAAGAGGGCGAUGAGAUGUAUAUCAGAACUGGAAAGGACUACAUUGCUCCUGCUUCUCCCUGGUUCUUCACCCAUUUCGGCCCUGAAGUCCCGUACAGCAAGAACUGGGUCUUCCCUGGAGAUUUGUUGUGGUAUGACCGCUGGCAGCAACUGUUGACCAUGGGCCCACGAUUCAUCGAGAUCGUCACCUGGAACGAUUACGGCGAGUCGCACUAUAUCGGCCCAUUGAGCUCACCUCACACUGAUGAUGGGGCAUCCAAGUGGGUGAAUGACAUGCCCCAUGAUGGAUGGAUGGAUAUGUCUAAGCCGUUCAUCGCCGCGUACAAGGACGGCGCCACCUCGGUUGAUGACUAUAUCACCGAAGACCUUCUCGUGUACUGGUAUCGCCCGGCUCCCCGUGAUGUCAACUGCGAUGCCACAGAUACUUGCAUGGUCCCCGCCAACAAUGCCAGUGGCAAUUACUUCUAUGGCCGCCCGAAUGGCUGGGAAACGAUGGAAGACGCUGUGUUCGUGGUCACCACCCUGACUGAGCCCGCCACUGUGACGGUCAAUUCUGGAGGCAAUGUCGAGGUCUUUGAUGCGCCCGCUGGAGCCAGCGCUUUCAAGGUCCCGAUGGGCGUGGGCUCGCAGGCGUUUUCGCUCAGUCGUAACGGACAGGUCAUCCAGUCGGAUAUCAGUCUUCUGCCCAUCAUUGAUGGCUGCGUUUGCGGACUGUACAAUUUCAAUCCUUACGUUGGGUCUCUCCCGCCGAGUCCUAUUGACUCUCUCGAGCCCGCAGGUCUCUACAGUCUCACGCAAGGCCUUCAUGUACAAACGUGUUUGCCAACGCCUUCACUCGGCAAGACAACCCCAACACCGCCUCCAGGCUGGGGAGCUGCUCCAACGACUACAAGGACCUCGUCUACAACCGGCACGACCGGCACAACUACAAGAACCACGCGGACGACCACGCGCACCACGACGACGAGACCAACCACCAGUACCAGCACUAGCACAACCACCAGGACAACGACAACCACCAGACCAACCACAACCACCCGGACGACGACAACCACAAACCCAACCGGCGGCACCGGAAAUGUCUGCGUCGCCGGCACAGGACCGGGCAACUAUGUCGGUCUAUGCAGUUUCUGCUGCAACUUCGGUUACUGCCCUCCAGGACCAUGCACCUGUACGGCCUAUGGAGCGCCCGUGCCGACGCCGCCGACGACGGGUGUCCGGGGUGUGCCGCUGCCGUGGCUGGAGAACUAUAACUCGUACCUGGGGCUAUGCAGCUUUGCUUGUGAUCACGGAUACUGUCCGCCGACUGCCUGCCAGGUUGCUUAAUGCUCUUCAACUUCUUGUUUGGCUCCUGCUUUUUUGUGUUGGUUGUCAAUACUGUCAUUUUGUUUAGCUGCAUGAGGGAUCCUUUCUCCUGGUCAUCACUGCAUGCCUGAAGAUAGAAAUCUAUGCCUACGGAUGUCCAAGUCUA
This is a messenger RNA of Aspergillus nidulans FGSC A4, 2076 nucleotides long. RefSeq names its product protein agnC. The transcript has 5 exons. Lineage: Eukaryota; Fungi; Ascomycota; Eurotiomycetes; Eurotiales; Aspergillaceae. The coding region runs from base 3 to 1931 and encodes 642 amino acids. The record is from RefSeq and is a predicted model, not a curated record. Gene Ontology annotation, molecular function: glucan endo-1,3-alpha-glucosidase activity.